Molecule: messenger RNA, 1336 nt
Organism: Prunus mume (Japanese apricot)
Lineage: Eukaryota; Viridiplantae; Streptophyta; Magnoliopsida; Rosales; Rosaceae
Product: Sterile alpha motif (SAM) domain-containing protein
Molecular function (GO): protein binding
Source: RefSeq, a predicted model, not a curated record
UUAAUGGCUUAUUGACGUGGGUCUCUGAAUUCCCCACAUCAAUUGACAAUUGUAGUUCGUCCAUGAUCGCUUGCUACAUGAUCACUCCCUCAACUCGGUUCGAGCCCCUCCUGAUAUCGACAGAAGAGGAUCCACAGAGACUUGCUCUUCCCCUAAACCAAAAAAUUCAGGCUUCAGCUGCAAACCCAACUGAAAACUCAAACCCACCCGCCCAACCAACCCAAACCCGUUUGAUCUGAGAUCCACCCAAGUCCAGAGGACCCAGAAGGCUUCCUCAGAGAAACAACCGCCUACCCAUCAGCUGCUUCUGUAUCAACGCCUCCUUCAGCUGUCUCUACUGGUUCUCUGCUGAUGGCAAAGAAAAGGCAAAGACAGCUGGUGGUUGCCCUGCACAAGAAUAAUACUCCCAGUGGUCUAAUUGAGUCUUCAAACUCCGAUAAUGAUCUUGAUCUGCAAGAUAGUUGGGUGAUAGUUAAAAAGCAGAGAGUCAAAAUUCUGAUACCUCCGCUGCCUGUUGCUAAUAAAUCUCCACCGCCAAACCCAGGACCAAUUCAGCUGCAACCUGUGGCCACAGAAGUGGCAGGCGAUGGAUCGCAAUUACCUGUUGAGACGUGUCCCAAAACGGCUUCAAUUCAUGAGCGAAAGAAGAUUGAAUAUCUUGCUCCUAAAAGGGGUAUUCAACUUACUAGAAAACGUCCUCCUGCUAAACACAAUUUGACAUUUUCCAAGUCAUUUGGGCGAGAUUUAAGAAUGGAAUUACGAAAUCAAGAUCAAAUAGUUUCUUCUCAGUGUCAUAGAACUCUGGGAGUAUCCAAAACCUCAAAAGCUAUCUUGCAGCCAAGGCGAUCACAUGGACCGUGUAUUUUCCUUGAUCAGGGAAUGUUGCUGAACCAAAGGCUAAGAGCUCUGAAUCUUGAGAGGAAGCUUCAGAAAGCUGGCGGGUUAAGCCGGUGGCUAGCGUCACUAGGACUGGGGCAGUUUGUUAGGAUUUUCCAGAGGAAGGGUCUCACUAAAUUUCAGUUAGUUAAUCUGACCAUGAAGAAGCUCAAAGAUAUGGGUGCAAAUGCAGUAGGGCCUAGGAGGAAGCUCAUGCAUGCAAUCGACUGCUUCUGCCAGCCAUGCUUUUAUUAAAGCAAAUACAAGCAGAGAAACAAACAAACCCAAGUCGGGCAUCCUUAACCAGUAUAUGUAUCAUGGAAAUUAAUUGUGUGAGAGAGAAGAAGAAAGUGGCUCUAAAUGCAGUGAGGUAUGUGGUUUCAUUUUGGAUGUGUACAGAAUUUGGAUUGGUAUAGUUUAUGGAAAGAAAAUGUCUACAAAUGCAUCAGGCUACUGGGUA